Eurytemora carolleeae is the source of this 1439-nucleotide messenger RNA. RefSeq lists its product as uncharacterized. Bases 538 to 1236 code for a protein of 232 amino acids. Lineage: Eukaryota; Metazoa; Arthropoda; Copepoda; Calanoida; Temoridae. The transcript has 4 exons. The record is from RefSeq and is a predicted model, not a curated record.
AGCCAGAACUGAGCUCUUUUGACAUAUUUGGACGAUUUAUCCGUUGGUUGGAAACACCAGAAAAUUUCAAAAAUUUCCAGACUUAUUUGAUGAUCCACACUGUUUUCCUAACUAUUCUGUAUACUUGGUGGCAGUCUCAAUAUCCGUCCUACUGAAUAAAAUGGGAACUUCAGAAGAUGCAAAGGAGUGCGAGCUGAAGCAUAGAAUCAUCCCUAAGCUAACCUCAGGAAAGGAGGAAUCUAACGGUUCAAAGAAGGCCUGCAAGUGCACAGGUGACGAGUCUAAAGUUGAAACUGCCGAGGAGAGAAAACUUAGGUACGAAAAUACAAAGAUAUCCUUCAGUGACUACUUCCUUCGGUGUAUUGAUUUUGAUGAGAUAAAGCUGUUCCUUGGUCUGCUCUUUGCAAUCAUCUUCACUGUUGGUGGUCUUACUAUCAUCUACCUCUGCUUUAUAUUUGUGUUCAAACCCUCCAUGUGGCAGGUGUACUUCCCGACUAACAUGGACAGAAUUAACUCCGGAGAGCUCUAAGAUCUACCAUGGGACUGGAAGUGAAUAAGACGGUGAAAUACCUCCUCAAGAACAUUCAAAAUUCUGAAACAGACCUACUGGAAAAGUCAACCAUGGGACUCAUCAAGAAUUUCACUGAAGAACUAAAUGAAACCUCCAACAUUGGAUUAAUUCCAAAGCGUAUAACAAUGGAUAAUGCUGAAUGGGCAAGAAACAUUGCAAAACUCUAUAACAAAAACCAUCAAAUGGAUUAUCAUGAAAUUACGCCAGAUUUUAAUUUCUACUUUGUGGUAUCUGUCCUCACUCUUGCUCUUUUGGGUGUUCUACUCCUCAUCUACUCUUACUUCUGUGUAUGGGUUUUGAAGGGAAAUUUAGAUCUUCCAUUGCCAGGGGGUCCAGAGCCAAUAAAGUAUAAAGUUUGGUGGAAGAAUCCAUGCCAAGGGUGUUUGGAUCGCGCAAGAUCCAGGUUGAAAAACCUUAUAUCAGGUGGACGUUCUGGAGAUACUGAAAUGACGGAUGUUCCUUCAGAAACAGGUCCUGGACUUACAACCAUAACAUCAAUCGCCAAAACGUCUACUGGAGAACCAAAGAAAAGAAAAUCUAUCUUUGAGAAGACCCCAAGCAUUUGCGAUGGGUUUAAGCAAUUUACACAAUUUCAGUAUGAUCUUCAUGACGAAGAACCAGAGGAAGUUGUGUUUGACAUUUAUGAUUUAGAAAAGAAUUCAUGAUUCCAUCAUUUCUUUGUUAUCUAUUGUUAAACAAUACUUUAAUACAUUAAAUCUAUAUAAAGGCCAUUUAGCUGUUAGUUAUUAGUUAUAUUUAAGCAUUAUAACCACUUCUUAAAUGUAUACACAUCUUAAUCGCCAGAACAUAUAGCAUGCCCUUGUGUUUAGUUAUCUUGCAAUGAAAUACAAUAUUAUAAGCAAUUAAA